This is a messenger RNA of Stegostoma tigrinum, 5324 nucleotides long. It is a transcript of the gene atp9b, whose product is annotated as ATPase phospholipid transporting 9B. Bases 17 to 3394 code for a protein of 1125 amino acids. Gene Ontology annotation, cellular component: plasma membrane; endosome; trans-Golgi network. Lineage: Eukaryota; Metazoa; Chordata; Chondrichthyes; Orectolobiformes; Stegostomatidae. Gene Ontology annotation, molecular function: magnesium ion binding; ATP hydrolysis activity; ATP binding. The transcript is spliced from 29 exons. The record is from RefSeq and is a predicted model, not a curated record. Gene Ontology annotation, biological process: retrograde vesicle-mediated transport, Golgi to endoplasmic reticulum; phospholipid translocation; endocytosis.
GCCUACCCACUUUAAGAUGGCGGAUAGUAUUCCUUUACACCCGGUGCGGAACCUGCAAAAGAGACAGGAAUAUUACCCGGGGAGACAGAGCAGAUAUCAAGUAGAAGAUGAGUCAUCGAGUUUAGAUGAGAUGCCAUUGAUGAUGUCAGAAGAAGGCUUUGAAAAUGAUGAGAGUGACUAUCACACAUUACCAAGAGCGAGAAUUAAUCAGAAGAAACGAGGGCUAGGCUGGUUUGUAUUCGGUGGAUGGAAAUUACUUUGUACCAGUUGCUGUGACUGGCUUGCUAACAUCUGCAGGCGAAAGAAACGGCUUAAAGCCCGCACAGUGUGGCUGGGACAUCCAGAGAAGUGUGAGGAAAAAUAUCCAAGGAAUGCAAUCAAGAACCAGAAGUACAAUAUUUUUACAUUUGUACCUGGGGUAUUAUAUCAGCAAUUCAAGUUUUUCUUGAAUCUUUAUUUCCUGGUGGUAUCAUGUUCGCAGUUUGUGCCAUCAUUGAAGAUAGGCUAUCUGUACACAUACUGGGCUCCUCUGGGUUUUGUUAUGGCAGUGACAAUAGUGCGGGAAGCAUUAGAUGAGUUCCGUCGCUAUCAGCGAGAUGAGGAGAUGAAUUCACAGCUGUAUAGCAAGCUGACCAUACGAGGUAAAAUGCAGGUGAAGAGCUCUGACAUCCAAGUGGGCGAUCUUAUUAUAGUCGAGAAGAACCAGCGCAUUCCUGCUGACAUGAUCUUUUUGAGAACAUCAGAAAAAAGUGGUGCGUGUUUUAUCCGUACGGAUCAACUAGAUGGUGAAACAGAUUGGAAGCUCAGGGUAGCUGUUUGCUGUACGCAGAGGUUGCCAGCUUUGGGUGAUCUUUUUACAAUUACUGCUCACGUUUAUGCUCAGAAGCCACAAAUGGACAUUCAUUGUUUUGAAGGGACCUUCACACGGGAAGAUAGUGAUCCUUCCAUCCAUGAAAGUCUGAGUACAGAAAACACUCUUUGGGCCAGCACAGUAGUGGCCUCUGGUACAGUGAUAGGGGUGGUAAUUUAUACUGGAAAAGAAACUCGCAGUGUAAUGAAUACUUCUAAUCCCAAAAAUAAGGUUGGCUUGCUGGACUUAGAGUUAAAUCGACUGACGAAGGCUUUGUUUUUGGCUCUGGUUGUACUUUCAGUAGUUAUGGUAGCUUUACAAGGAUUCGUGGGCCCUUGGUAUCGUUACCUUUUCCGCUUCAUUCUGUUAUUUUCCUAUAUUAUUCCAAUCAGUUUACGGGUAAACCUAGACAUGGGGAAAGCUGCGUAUGGUUGGAUGAUCAUGAGAGAUGAUAAUAUUCCUGGCACAGUGGUCCGGACGAGCACAAUACCAGAAGAACUGGGACGUUUAGUUUAUUUAUUAACAGAUAAGACAGGAACUCUUACACAAAAUGAGAUGAUAUUCAAACGUCUCCACCUGGGCACAGUUUCUUAUGGGACAGACACAAUGGAUGAAAUUCAAAGCCAUAUAAUUGGCUCCUAUGCACAGGGAAAUAGCUGUCAGAAUUAUUUGCUAGGAAGUAACACGAGUACUACUGCAUCCAGCAAGACCAGUUCAUCUGCUCCAAAGGUUCGCAAGUCCGUUCACAGUCGCAUACAUGAAGCUGUCAAAGCCAUUGCACUGUGUCACAAUGUUACACCUGUCUAUGAGUCACGUGCAGGGGCAAAUGGAGAAACAGAAUAUACUGAGGCUGACCAGGACUUCAGUGAUGAAAAUCGCACCUACCAAGCCUCCAGUCCUGAUGAGGUGGCUCUUGUGCAAUGGACACAGAGUGUGGGUCUGACAUUGGUGAGCAGAGACCUCUCAUCUAUGCAACUGAAGACCCCUAGUGGACAAAUCCUCCCAUUCAUCAUUCUACAAGUUUUUCCUUUCACAUCUGAAAGCAAAAGAAUGGGCAUCAUUGUCAGGGAUGAUUCUUCAGGGGAAAUCACAUUCUACAUGAAAGGAGCCGAUGUGGUAAUGGCAAGCAUUGUACAGUACAAUGACUGGCUAGAAGAAGAGUGUGGGAACAUGGCCAGAGAAGGACUACGGACUCUCGUGGUGGCCAAAAAGUCCCUAACAGAAGAACAGUAUCAGGAUUUUGAGAACCGGUACAAUCAAGCAAAGUUAAGUGUUCAUGAUCGCUCAUUAAAGGUUGCAGCUGUUGUGGAAAGUCUUGAGCGAGAAAUGGAACUUCUCUGCCUCACUGGAGUGGAGGAUCAACUACAAGCAGAUGUGAGACCAACCCUAGAGAUGUUGAGAAAUGCUGGAAUAAAGAUAUGGAUGUUGACAGGAGAUAAGCUGGAAACAGCUACUUGUAUUGCAAAAAGCUCUCAUUUGGUGUCUCGAAAUCAGGAUGUUCACAUCUUUCGCCCUGUAAUGAAUCGUGGUGAAGCUCAUUUGGAGCUGAAUGCUUUCAGACGGAAACAUGACUGUACACUGGUUAUAUCAGGAGAUUCUUUAGAGGUUUGUCUGAAAUAUUACGAGCAUGAAUUUGUUGAGCUUGCAUGCCAGUGUCCAGCUGUUGUCUGCUGUCGAUGUUCUCCAACGCAGAAGGCUCAAAUUGUGAAGCUCUUGCAACAACAUACAGGCAAACGCACAUGUGCAAUGGGUGAUGGAGGUAAUGACGUCAGCAUGAUUCAAGCAGCAGACUGUGGGAUUGGCAUUGUUGGAAAAGAAGGCAAACAGGCUUCUUUGGCAGCAGAUUUUUCCAUCACUCAGUUUAAACACAUUGGCCGGCUACUGAUGGUGCAUGGUCGCAACAGUUACAAGCGAUCUGCUGCGCUUGGUCAGUUUGUCAUCCACAGGGGCCUUAUCAUUUCCACUAUGCAGGCUGUAUUUUCAUCAGUGUUCUAUUUUGCAUCUGUUCCCUUGUAUCAGGGUUUCCUCAUGGUAGGGUAUGCUACCAUAUACACAAUGUUUCCUGUUUUUUCUCUGGUAUUAGACCAGGAUGUAAAGCCAGAAACAGCAAUACUAUAUCCAGAACUUUACAAGGACCUCACGAAGGGACGUUCAUUAUCCUUCAAGACAUUUCUUAUUUGGGUUCUAAUAAGCAUUUACCAAGGUGGCAUUUUAAUAUAUGGAGCAUUGGUACUGUUUGAGUCUGAGUUUGUACAUGUCGUAGCAAUUUCCUUCACUGCCCUGAUCUUGACUGAGUUGCUGAUGGUUGCACUUACAAUCCGGACCUGGCACUGGCUCAUGGUUUUGGGGGAGUUCCUCAGUCUUGGCUGCUAUGUGGCCUCCCUUGCAUUUCUUAAUGAGUACUUUGAUGUCGCCUUUAUCACCACUGUGACCUUCCUGUGGAAAGUAUCAGCGAUUACCCUCGUCAGUUGUCUUCCACUUUAUAUCCUUAAAUACUUGAAGCGCAAGUUAUCUCCGCCCAGUUACUCCAAACUUACCUCGUAGUGCAAUUGCUUGGUUCAGUAAGUGACACUUCUGCCAUCGCUGUGGAGGGGUCUAAUAAGUCCUUUGAAAAGAGACUUCACAGGAAAACUGUCAUGCUUUGAAAAUGGUCUGUUGACCGAACAGCCAAAAAAAAAUGCAUUGGAAUGUUGCACACGUUGUAUGUGGAGCAUUGAAAGAAAAUAACAGUACUUCUGAAUAAUAGGCACUGCACAGGACCUCUGAAGUGACAUUUCACAGUACUGAUGGAGUCAGGGAGAAAAUGGAAAUAACUUGUCUUUGUAUUUUUUUUUUACUUUUUUUUUCUUGCUAACCUGUGUAAAAAUUCAAAUGUACUUUUGUUUAAAAAGGUUUGCUGUACUUUUUAUUGUUCCUGCAUUCCAAUUCUGUAAUGAGUUACAGAAUUGUCCAUGAAGUGCUGGUUAGUGCAAUUGUCCAAAUUGUAGUGUAUAAAAGCUCACUUAUUAAUGCCAUUGUGCAUAAACAACAGUUUAGCACUAUAUAUUUAUUAGAAGUUCAGCUGUCCUUAUAAUUGCUCUCCACUUUAGCAUUUGCUAUUAUUAAUGUCUAUAUUUCCCUGUCUCUAAUUUACAGCUGUGUUUGUGAAGCAAAUCUGCACUAAAAUGUAUAUGCACAGCAGGCUCUCAACACCCUACAAUGUCAUUAUCAUUGUUACGUACCUCCCCUAUAUUUUUUUCUCACUCCCAGUAUUAUUGAAUUGUGGUUAUUUUUGGAGAUUAACUUUAGGAUUUCUGCAACCUGAAUUUUAUGUGAGGCAUUCUACGUGACAAAAAGUUUUGAAAAUUAUUUUUCUGCAACUAAUCUAAAAACAUAUGUACAAUGUGGAAUUUCAAUUUCUUCUCUCUGGAGACUUGAGAAUUGUGUCGCCCCAUUCCACCUCCAAGAGGAAUACUCAUAAUCCAAAACACAACUCUAAGCAAACCAAUAUUCUUCAAAUCAUAGUCCCAGUGAUCCUGGGGUAAUGUGCUUCUAGAUUGAUUUGUUUAGCGUUCGUCUGAUAAAGUGGAGUAUAAAAGAAGAUGUGGUAUUUUUUACAAAGAGGAUCAACAUGUAUUCUGCUAGCAGUUUCCUGGAUCCAGCACUGAAUUAAAAUUUACUACACUCACUUAAAGUCCAUUUUGAAGACAAAGAGAAUCAAGUGUAUUAAGUUGUUCAGUAAAGAAACAAAGUACUCAUUAUAUUGGUCUUUGACUUGUGAAAAUUAAUUUUUGUAUUCAUAACCUAUUAAAACAUUUUUUGCACUCAUAGUUUUAAUUAACUGGUGUUCUGAUUUAUCAGUGUAUGAAUCCACUAAUAUGCUUAAAGGGAGUUGUACAGGACUGAUCUUUGACAGGUUACAAUGCAGUUCCAAUUUUAAUUAAAAAUAUUUGAUUUCUAGAUUGCACUGGAUUAUGCUAAAUUAUAAGCAUUUACAAAACUUCUUACGGCAGUCCAUUAGAGAGAUUGCCCUAAAAUUGGAAUUUGUAUACCACUUUUGUACAUAGCCUUCAAUAAAGGAAGCCUGGCGUCAGAUUCUGAUUGUUAUUCUUUGCUGCAGCUGUCAUAGUUGUAAUGAAACGAAUAACGGUGAAAUGUGUUAUAAUGGUCACCUUGGUUAAAAGUUAUGAAAAACAUAUGAAUUAAGCAUCCAUCUAUUGCAGCAUCACACCUAUUAAUAGACAAACUAGCAAUAUAAGCAAAUGGAGCCUGCAUCAGGAUCUAGCAACCACCCUCAAGAUUAACCAUGGUAAUUGUUUUCAAAUUAACGUACUGUUGCGGUUAAACCGUUAAGUGUCACUAUAUAUCAUUUGGAUUCAAACAUUUUAAGGAACCACUUGAAUUUAAUGGUGAAGGUGACCACUUUAUUCAGAUUUUACUGUAUUGUUAAAUUAAACUGAAGCUCCCCCUGCCCAAUAAAGUGAAUUUACAUUUU